Molecule: messenger RNA, 1634 nt
Organism: Cinclus cinclus
Lineage: Eukaryota; Metazoa; Chordata; Aves; Passeriformes; Cinclidae
Product: potassium voltage-gated channel subfamily A member 2
Exons: 1
Coding region: 135-1634 (499 amino acids)
Biological process (GO): potassium ion transmembrane transport; protein homooligomerization
Cellular component (GO): dendrite; juxtaparanode region of axon; axon terminus
Molecular function (GO): delayed rectifier potassium channel activity; protein binding
Source: RefSeq, a predicted model, not a curated record
CCCUUCGCCUUUUCAUGAGACUCUUCCAAACCUACGUACCUGUCCUUCUGCAGGAUAGUAGCCCUGCCCUGAACCCGACCCCACCGCCGGGCGCUGGGAAGAGUUUAGCAUAAGGAUUUCUUUUAAAGCCCAAUAUGACAGUUGCUACUGGAGAUCCUGCAGAUGAAGCUGCAGCUCUUCCCGGUCACCCACAGGACACGUACAACCCUGAGACCGACCAUGAGUGCUGUGAGAGGGUGGUCAUUAACAUCUCAGGGCUGCGCUUCGAGACGCAGCUCAAGACACUUGCCCAGUUUCCAGAGACCUUGCUAGGGGAUCCUAAAAAGAGGAUGAGAUAUUUCGACCCUCUCCGGAACGAGUAUUUCUUUGACCGGAACAGACCCAGCUUCGAUGCGAUUUUGUACUAUUACCAGUCCGGGGGGAGGUUGCGGCGGCCGGUUAACGUGCCCUUAGACAUCUUCUCGGAAGAGAUCCGCUUCUAUGAACUGGGGGAAGAAGCCAUGGAGAUGUUUCGGGAGGAUGAAGGCUACAUCAAGGAAGAGGAGAGGCCGCUGCCUGAGAAUGAGUUUCAGAGACAAGUGUGGUUGCUCUUUGAGUACCCCGAGAGCUCAGGCCCUGCCAGGAUUAUAGCUAUUGUCUCUGUCAUGGUGAUUUUAAUCUCCAUCGUCAGCUUUUGCCUGGAAACGUUGCCCAUUUUUCGGGAUGAGAACGAAGACAUGCACGGCAGCGGGCUGAGCCAUCCCCCCUACUCCAACAGCAGCAUGGGGUACCAGCAGUCCACUUCUUUCACAGACCCCUUCUUCAUCGUGGAGACACUUUGCAUCAUCUGGUUCUCCUUUGAGUUCUUGGUGAGGUUUUUCGCCUGCCCCAGCAAGGCUGGCUUUUUUACCAACAUCAUGAACAUCAUAGACAUUGUAGCCAUCAUUCCCUAUUUCAUCACCUUAGGGACGGAGCUGGCCGAGAAGCCAGAGGAUGGUCAGCAGGGCCAGCAAGCCAUGUCCUUGGCCAUCCUUCGAGUCAUCCGCUUGGUGCGGGUCUUCAGGAUCUUCAAGCUCUCCCGGCACUCCAAGGGGCUGCAGAUCCUGGGACAGACUCUCAAGGCCAGCAUGAGGGAGCUGGGCCUCUUAAUAUUCUUCCUCUUCAUCGGCGUCAUCCUCUUCUCCAGCGCCGUCUACUUUGCUGAGGCCGACGAGAGCGAGUCCCAGUUCCCGAGCAUCCCCGAUGCCUUCUGGUGGGCUGUGGUUUCCAUGACGACUGUUGGCUACGGAGACAUGGUCCCCACGACCAUCGGGGGGAAAAUAGUGGGUUCCUUGUGUGCCAUCGCUGGUGUAUUAACCAUUGCCUUACCAGUGCCCGUCAUAGUGUCUAACUUCAAUUACUUCUACCACCGGGAGACCGAGGGAGAGGAGCAGGCUCAAUAUUUGCAAGUAACCAGCUGCCCAAAGAUCCCCUCUUCCCCUGACCUAAAGAAAAGCAGAAGUGCCUCUACUAUUAGUAAGUCUGAUUAUAUGGAGAUUCAGGAAGGUGUAAACAAUAGCAAUGAGGAUUUUAGGGAGGAGAACUUGAAGACAGCCAAUUGCACCCUAGCUAACACAAACUAUGUGAAUAUCACCAAAAUGCUAACCGAUGUCUAG